AUGGCUGAAACUGCACCAAAAGCUGUGGCUGCCUCCAGGAAGGAGUCUCCAGGCAGAUGGGGCCUGGGAGAGGAGCAGACAGGCGUGGGCUCCUCGCUCCAGUGCCGCGUGUGUGGGGACAGCAGCAGUGGGAAGCACUAUGGCAUCUACGCUUGCAAUGGCUGCAGCGGCUUCUUCAAGAGGAGCGUGAGGCGGAGGCUAAUCUACAGGUGCCAGGUGGGGACAGGGAUGUGCCCGGUGGACAAGGCCCACCGGAACCAGUGCCAGGCCUGCCGGCUGAAGAAGUGCUUGCAGGCAGGCAUGAACCAGGAUGCUGUGCAGAAUGAGCGCCAGCCACGAAGCACAGCACAGAUCCGCCUGGACAGCAUGGAAUCAGGCAGGAAGCCCCAGCUGGAACCCCUGGCCCCCGCAGGACCCAGCCCACAGGGCCCCACACCUGUUUCUGCAGCCGGAGCCCCGGGGCCUGGAGCUGUCACACCUCUAGGGCAUCACCACUUCAUGGCCAGCCUUAUAACGGCAGAAACCUGUGCUAAGCUAGAGCCAGAGGAUGUUGAUGAGAACAUUGAUGUCACCAGCAAUGACCCCGAGUUCUCCUCAUCCCCAUAUUCCUCCUCCUCCCCCUGUGGUUUGGACAGCAUCCAGGAGAUGUCGGCUCGCCUGCUCUUCAUGGCUGUCAAGUGGGCCAAGAACCUGCCUGUGUUCUCCAACCUACCCUUCCGGGAUCAGGUGAUCCUGCUGGAAGAGGCCUGGAGUGAACUCUUCCUCCUUGGAGCCAUACAGUGGUCUCUGCCUCUGGACAGCUGCCCGCUGCUGGCCCCACCUGAGGCCUUGGCUGCUGGCAGCUCCCAGGGCCGGCUGGCACUGGCCAGCGCAGAGAUGCGCUUCCUGCAGGAAACCAUCUCACGGUUCCGGGUGUUGGCGGUGGACCCCACAGAGUUUGCCUGCAUGAAGGCCCUGGUCCUCUUCAAACCAGAAGCACGGGGCUUGAAGGAUCCUGAACACGUGGAGGCCUUGCAGGACCAGUCCCAAGUGAUGCUGAGCCAGCACAGCAAGGCCCACCACCCCAGCCAGCCAAUGAGGUUUGGGAAAUUGCUUCUGCUCCUCCCGUCUUUGAGGUUUAUCACUUCUGAACGCGUUGAGCUCCUCUUUUUCCGCAAGACCAUAGGGAACACUCCAAUGGAGAAGCUCCUCUGUGAUAUGUUCAAAAACUAA
Miniopterus natalensis is the source of this 1212-nucleotide messenger RNA. RefSeq names its product nuclear receptor subfamily 2 group E member 3 (gene NR2E3). Gene Ontology annotation, biological process: regulation of DNA-templated transcription. Gene Ontology annotation, molecular function: DNA-binding transcription factor activity; sequence-specific DNA binding; zinc ion binding. The record is from RefSeq and is a predicted model, not a curated record. NCBI's taxonomy places the organism in Eukaryota, Metazoa, Chordata, Mammalia, Chiroptera, Miniopteridae.